AUGUAAUAAUAAAUCUGUCAAAAAGAAGGACAUGAUGAGGAGGAAGUGUAUGUCUGUAAUGAAUUAAAAUGUAUUGAACUUAAAGAAAACAAACUUUUAUGUUAAAAAUGCUUAUGUUUACAUAAAGGGAUGCAUUUUAAAAAACUAAAGGAAAAUGCUAAUGUUAAAUGCACUCAAUAUAUUAACAGUCUUCAAAAUGAUUUAGAUCAUAAUGAAGAAUUAAAAAAAAAUGUUGAUCAAUAAAUUCAAUAGAUAUAAGGAAAGAUAUUUCAAACUCUAUCUGAUUUGAAGAAGAAUAUUGUCUCCUAUGUUGAUUAACAAAGUGCAAUACUACAAUAAAAUAAAAAUUAAGCAGAAAAGUUAAUGCUAGAUUAAAAUCCUUAGAUAGAUUUAUAUAUAUAUUUUGGCAAAUUAUCAAAUGAAAAUUUUUAAAAUAAAUUAGACAUAAAUAAAUAACAAAUUAAAAAAUUGAUAGAUACUACAAUUAAUGAAUUAAAUUUUAAUAUAGACUAUAUAAAUCAACCAGAUAUUCAAAAACAUAAAGUUAUGGAUUAUGAUUUGUAAUAAUUUACUUUAGAGUCAAUCUUUUAGUAAUAACUUCCUUAUGAAUAUUGCGGGAAGCAUUUCGCUUAUAAAUCCUCAAUAUGUACUCACUCUGAAUGUUUAAAUUAAAAAAAUUUAACUUAUCAUUGUUUGAGAUGCAGCAAGAGCCUUCAUGUCGAACAUUUUCAAAAUGAUUAUUUAUUAGAGUACGAAUAAUUAAAAGAAUAACAAAAAGCAAAAUGUUAAUUUUUUUUAAAUGAAAAAUUAACAAUUUACGAAAAAUUUUAACAAUUAGUAAAUUAAUAAAUAUCUCAGUUAAGACAAGAGCAAAAGAAAUAAUAUUAAAGUUUUGAAAUAACAAUUGAAAAUAUUAAAAUUUUGGAAUAAUAAUUUCAAAAGAGUUUAUUUGUUUAGGAUAUUAAUUAUGUGUUUGGUGAUUUAUUAUUAAAUUUAAUUACUACAGAGGAAAAAGAAUUAAAUUAAUAACUUAAUAAUUAAUUCCAAACCUUUGUAGAAUAACUCUAACUCUGCAAAAUUUAAGAAAAACCUCUCUUUGUUGAGAAAUGUAAGAAUAUUUAAUCACAUGAAAAUGAGAUUUAAUAACUGAAGAAACAAAUAAGCGGAUUAUAAUAAGAAAUAAGUGAUAUGGAUUAAACUUUAGAUAAUUGUCAAUAAUACAUAUAAAAAUGUUGUAAUAAAUAACUUAAAAUACCAGAUAAUCAAAUACAACCAUAAAGAAAAAGAUACAAAUGA
Paramecium sonneborni is the source of this 1296-nucleotide messenger RNA. The record is from the annotation of a GenBank genome assembly. NCBI's taxonomy places the organism in Eukaryota, Ciliophora, Oligohymenophorea, Peniculida, Parameciidae.